This is a messenger RNA of Salpingoeca rosetta, 6643 nucleotides long. RefSeq lists its product as uncharacterized. Gene Ontology annotation, molecular function: ATP hydrolysis activity; microtubule motor activity; ATP binding. Lineage: Eukaryota; Choanoflagellata; Craspedida; Salpingoecidae. Gene Ontology annotation, cellular component: microtubule; kinesin complex. The record is from RefSeq and is a predicted model, not a curated record. The coding region runs from base 420 to 5237 and encodes 1605 amino acids. The transcript is spliced from 38 exons. Gene Ontology annotation, biological process: microtubule-based movement; cytoskeleton-dependent intracellular transport.
GCCGUUGGCAAGCUGUCAAAUUUGACAGGUGAACAAGAAGACGAAGAAGAAGAAGAACCGUCAGCACAGACACACUCUCUCACUGCUGCUUACUCAUCCAUCUCUCCACCAGCCAGCAGCGCCAAGCAAAGCCACACACAGACACGCGUACCUCUCCUGUCCUCUCCCUCCUCCUGUCCUGUCCAUCCAUCCACACGCACACGACGUACUUGCAAGCACACGUGUGUGUGUGUGCCUGUGUGUGUAGUUGCGCUUGGGAGCGCUGUAGGAGCUAACGGAAGGUGUUACGCAGGCAGAAGAACCGUCAUCAGCCUCGGGUUUACGCACAGCGUCUUCGGCAUCAGCGUCGUCGUUGUUUGACGCCAAAGCUCGCUGGAACAUCGCUGCAGAGCCAAUAACAAGAGGGCGCCGCCGCCGCCAUGUCCAAAGUCAAGGUCGCGGUGCGCGUUCGCCCAAUGAACGCACGAGAGAUUCAACUGGACACGACAUGCGUCGUUGACAUGCGGGACAAGCAGACCCGCAUCUUGGGUUCGGAUGACCUCCCAAACCACGCUCACAUCAAGGGCGAGAAGACAUUCACCUUUGACCACUCGUUCUGGUCUUUUGACCCCAGUGACGACCACUUUGCUGACCAAGAGUGCGUGUUCCAGCACCUGGGUACAGAUGUCCUCGCCAAUGCCAUGGACGGCUACAACGCGUGCAUCUUCGCAUACGGCCAAACAGGCAGUGGCAAGUCGUACACAAUGAUGGGGUCGGAAUCCGAUCGUGGCGUCAUCCCGCGCCUCUGUCAAACCCUUUUCCAGACAAUCGAGGAGGCGCAGUCCGAGCACCUGUCAUUCAAAGUGGAGGUCACGUACAUGGAAAUCUACAACGAGAAAGUUCGUGAUCUCCUUGGUGAUGUUGGAUCCAACAAGUCCCUCCGCGUCCGUGAGCACAAGAUCCUCGGCCCGUACGUCGAGGGCCUGACGAAGAUGGCGGUGCGGGAUCUGAACACGAUCAUGCAGUUGAUGGAGGAGGGAAACCAGAGCAGAACUGUCGCCGCCACCAAUAUGAACUCCGUCUCCUCCCGCUCACAUGCCGUCUUCACCAUCUUUCUGACGCAGGAGCAGUAUGAUCCGCUGACGAAGCACCGCGGGCAGAAGACAGCGCGCAUUGCACUCGUCGAUCUCGCGGGCAGCGAACGCGCAGGCAAGACUGGUGCCUCUGGUGCUCGCCUGCGCGAAGGAAGCAACAUCAACAAGUCCCUCACAACUCUUGGACUCGUGAUAUCGUCUUUGGCGGACGCUGCAAGCUCCCGGCGCAAGACAAACUUCAUCCCAUAUCGUGACAGCGUCCUCACAUGGCUCCUCAAGGACUCGCUCGGUGGCAACUCCAAGACGGUGAUGGUGGCGACAAUCAGCCCGGCCAUCGACAACUACGAGGAAACCAUGUCCACCCUCAGGUACGCGGACCGGGCGAAGCGGAUUGUAAAUCAUGCUGUCGUGAACGAGGACCCAUCGGCGAAGAUUAUUCGCCAGCUCAAAGAGGAAAUUGAGCGCUUGAAGGCCCAACUUGGCGGCGCGGGAGCGGCGAUGACGGAUGCGGAGCUGUUGUCGCGAAUGCAGGAAAACGAGUCCAUCAUGAAGGAGAUGGAGCUCUCGUGGGAAGAGAAGCUCAAGAUGGCUGAGGAGAAGAUGCGUGAGCGGCAGCGUGCACUGGAGGAGCUCGGCAUCAGCGUCUCAACCCAGGGCGUCGCCAUCGACAAGGACAAGUUCUAUCUCGUCAACUUGAACGAGGAUCCCUCCAUGACCGGCAUGCUCGUGUACCACCUCGAGAUCCCGACGACGAUUGUUGGCAGUGCACGCGACCGGGAUGUGCACAGCAUCGUGUUCACCGGUGUUGGCAUCCGCCCAAAACACGCUGUCAUCACCAUCAACGACGCUGGAGAGGUGUUCAUCGAAUCUGUCGCUGGCGCGGCCGUCACCGUCAACGGCAAGGACAUAUCCUCCUCCGCGUCGCCCGUGCGUCUGCGCCACGGUGCGCGCGUGCUGUUUGGUGCGCGCCACUACUUUCGCGUGGUGGCGCCGCACGCCCCCGGGGACGAGGCCGUGCAGGCGGACUGGCAGACGGCAACGUCGGAGAUGGUCGCCGGCGAGAAGGACGUCAUGCACAUGAUCCAGCAGGCACCGGAGAACAUGCGAGAGAUGAUCCUUGAGCGGCUGCGUGCGUGUGUGGAUGACAUUCGCACGGCCAACAGCAUCUGCACAGACCUCCGCCUCCCGUAUGUGUUUGAGUCGCAGAUCCGGCUGUCUGACGAAGCACUCAUGUCAUCGGCGGUGUCCCUUGAGCGGGCGAGCGAAGUUGCAAUUGUUAUGCACCACAAGGAAUUCGCAUGCAAGCGCGUGCUCACGCUUGAUUCGUUUCGCGGCAAGACGUUGCCCAGCCUGCAAUGGCACUACGAGCGCAGUCUUGAGGGACACGCGUUGGCGAACAUCGAUUCCUUGAUGGAGGAGAACGAGACGGAGCUCAUUGGUGUCGCCCACCUCUUCUUUGCGGGUGUGGGUCACGGCAUGACAGCUGACCUGAAGCUGCCUGUGGUGAACAAAUACGGCAGCAAAGCAGGCAUGCUCACCGUGGAGCUGCACACGUUUGCAAAGCCUGCGGAGGAGGGCGGGCAGGCAACGGGAAGUUCAGCAGGGAUCGAACCAAUCAAGGUUGGCGACACCCUGCGUGUUCUUCUUCGGCUGAAGCGGGCGGAGGACAUUUCAUCCGGCACCAGUCUCCUCGCAGCAGAGGUGCGGGCGCAGGACUUGACGCACGUGGCAGACCACGUGUUGCCGCAGGUGCCGUCGCAGCAGUACAGCUAUCUUGCUGCACACACGCACGAGUUCAUGGGCAGCGUCGCCUUUGCCGUCACCGUCGAUCAGGCCCUGCUCGCCCGUCUUGCGACAGGAUUCAUCCCAAUCAUCCUGCGCGGCAACCGACAGCUUGAGUCGCGCACGGCGCUUGACGACUCCAUCUCCUCCCCCGUCAAAUCCCCACUGCAGGCAGUCGCCCUCAAGUCGACGCGCCUGUCUGACCACGUUGCCCUCGCCCACCGCUGGGCAUACAACAUCGGCUACUACACUGUCUGGUACGAGGUGCUCGAGAUUGACGACAAGGGAAACUUCUCCCCCGUGCACACCACCAUCCCACGAGACGUUGACACGGGCACGCAGCUGCGCCUCCGCCAGGGCAGUGCGCGCAAGAUCAGAAUCACCUUCAAGCUGCAAAGCGGGGUGCACGUACCGUUCCUGCAUGUCCGCAGCGUUCAGAUUGGCAACUUUGCUCUCGUGCCCAAGAGCGAGUUGUUGCGCGGGAGUUCGCACAACGAGCAAGACCUGACUGCGCUACGCCAGGACUAUCUGUCCGCUCUGGAGCAGUCGUAUGACUGUGACAAAUUGCAGGAGGAGCUGCAGAAGAGCGCACAGGACACUGACGGCGAAAUAGACCCAACCGUCUCCAUCAAGUGGAAGGCGUUUAUGAAGGAGAAGGACGCACUCUUCAAUCCGGAACCGCGGUCCGGUCUUCCCGGCGCGGGCGAACUGCAUGUUCCUCGCAAUCGCAUCGGACUGGAGAGCCACCAGGUCGCCGUCUAUGUUUCGCACGGGGAGGAUGGCGCCCCGCUCCCAGAACCCCUCGAGAAUGCGAUGGAUCUGCCGGUGCAGGAGGAGACGGACGCGGCCUCAGACACGUUCGUGGUCGUGGCAACAUGGAGUGCUGACACGGACAACACCAUCCUGCAUGCGGUGACUGCGGACAAGUUCAAGGCGACGGCGUGUGUGCGUAUCACCAUUGAUGUUGAGGGAUCCCCGAAUCCGCUCGUCCUCGACAAAGUCAUCGCGUUCAAGGUGCACAACCGCAAAGUGUCCUUCAAGCCAUCUGGCUGGGAGCGCCUCAAAGAACCUGGUCCACGCAAUUCGCCCCAGGGCUGCGGGCUCUCACUGCAGAUUAUCAACGGCUACCCGGAAUUCCGCAGUGCUAAAGGCGCUGCUGUUGAUGAGACGGCCUCCGAAUCACUGUCGAAGAUGCAGGAGACGUGCAGCAACAUUGUGAAGAUGAGCCGCCUCCAGACGACGAUGGCGUUCCAGGAAAAGUCAAAGGAGAUCCGAAGCAAACUGCGGCGGCAGUCGAUCAUGGGCCACGUGUCCCCACGGCAGGGAUCGCACAACUCCAUCGACCCAAACGACCUCGAAAAGGAGGUGACGCAUCUGCAGACGCUGGUGAACACGAUGCGGUCGGCGGAGUGCGAGCCCGUGCUGUUGCAGAUGCUGGUUGAGCGGCUCACAAACAAGCAGAUGCAGCUCAACACAGGCGACAUGUCAGAGUGGGAGGUGGUGACACGCAACUCACCGUUACUUGCAAGCACAAGCGCUCGCAGCAGCCGGUCAAGUGUGACACGUGGCGCAGGCACAGCAUCGACACCACCGCCGUUAUCGUCGUCGUCAUCGGGACAGCAACAGCGCCAGCAGCAGCACCAGAAGUCUGUGAGCUUGCGAGCAACACCAACACGCAUGCACACGGCCUCAACACCGACCAGGCAAGCGGACGGUGGCAGUGGCCCUUCAUCCCCAUCCUCAGCAACUUCAACGGGUCAUGGCGAUGCCCAUGAUGCAAGCUCCCCUGCCGUGUCCACGCCGCCACGCGCACGCGAGCAACAAGCAGCAGAUGACUUCGGGAUCGAGAAGGAGGAGGAGACGGCCGUGAGCUCCGCUCAACGUCAGCGCGUUAGCGAUGGUGGCAGUCGCGCAAACGAGGACACCGCCCCUUUCACCCCUCCAACAGCACCAGCAGCGCCAACAGGCACAGAAAAGACUGCAGCAAGUGCUGUUACGACAGGGCCAUCUGUGGCGAGCGGCGAUGGCCAUGGUAUUGGUGGUGGCGGCGGCGGUGGCAACGGUGGUGAUGUGCCUGUUGUGGAGAGCGGGGGUGUAACGCCCGCGUCCAUGCGGGAUUUCACACUGCAUGAGUUUAUGGCGGAGGAGGAGGCGGCAAACGGUGAUGGUGAUGAAGGUGGUGCUGGUGGCGGUGAUAGCGAAGCGGUGGAGGAGGAGGAGGAAGAGAAUGGGGGAGAGAAAGAGGAGGAGGAAGAUGAGGAGGAGGAGGAGGAGGAGGAGGAGGAGGAGGAGGAGGAGGAAGAAGAAGAGGAGGAGGAGGAGGAGGAGGAGGGGAAGAGGAGGAGGAGGAGGAAGAAGAAGAAGAAGAACCACAUGAGGUAGAACAGCCAAAGGAGGAGGACGAGGAGGAGGAACAAGAACCACAGCAAGAAGAACAGGAGCCUGCUGAGGAGAAGGUUGCUGAUGCUGAUGAAUCAUCCCCCACGACCAACGUUAGGCUGCUGAAGAACAAGGUGGAGGCGGAGGAGCAGCAGGAGGAGCGACCGCACCGCAAGCUGCCAGAGACGCCAUCAACCCCGCCCGCAACGCGACGUGACGUGCAGCUACAGGCGACCACACCACCAGCAGCAGCAACAACUACAACGACAACAGCGUCUGCUGCUGUUGCUGAGCAAGAGGACGCAUGUGCAUUCCCGCACACACAUGAGCAGACACCAUCGUCGGCAGCACUGGACAAGGCGAGCGAAGAGAAGACCACUCUUCCGCCACAAAAGCAGCAGCAGCAGCAGCAGCAUCAAGAGAGGUUGCCUGCGUCAUCGCGUGUGUCCACGCCUGGUGGCGGCCGCACCGCAGCAAAGGCGAGAACUACCGCGACCCCAACAGCGACGUCGUCGGCCAAGAAGCCAUCAAGGCCAGCGUCAGCAGCAAAGAAGCACGCCUCGACAGCACACGCAGCCAGCACGCCAACAUCCUCCCCCGCGCAUGCGCGAACAGCAACCCCUCCAUCGUCUGGCAAGCCGCACGCCAAGCACACCAACACGAAACACAAGAAGAAGGGCAAGGCGAGCAAGUGGGCGGGUAUUACGGCCAUGCCUGCUGUCGACUACGCCGUUGGGGAUUCCGUGGUGAUUGAGAAUGCGCAGGUGGGCCCAUCUCGUGGGGUUGUUCGCUUCAUGGGAAUGGUUGAGUUUGGCGAGGGCCCCUGGGUUGGCGUGGAACUGCGAUCGCGACCAGGCAAGCACGAUGGCGAGAAGCAGGGUGUGCGUUACUUCACCUGCCCGCCCAGCACGGGCAUGUUUGUGCGCCCAGACCGCGUCAAGAAGCUUCCUGCAUGAGCUCGCACACGUAUGCGUGUGAUUGCGCGCGUUUGUGUGUGUGUGCGUGUGUGUGUGUGCGUGUGUGUGCGUGUGUCGUGUGUGUGAGUGAUAGUGUUCUGUCCUUUUUUUAGGGAGUUUCUUCCACCACCCGACUUGGCUUUUCACCGCCUUCCGUGUUUUGUUGGCCCACAAGUCAUUGCUGUGCCGUGUUGUGCCUUCGCUAGCUUGAUCGUCUGUAACUGUCCGUGCUUUUCAUGUGCUUCUCGUGUUCUUGCUCAUGUGCUUUUCGUUUCCAUUCCGGCGCCGCCGCCAACCCCUCUCUGCGUGCGAGUAACGUGCGUUCCGUUGCCUUAUCGUCAUCAUUCAUUGGCCUUGGUGCACGUGUUCCCCCUCCCACCCCAUUGUUCCUUUGCAUCUGUGUUAGUUCACGCUCUUCCAUCAUCAGUCGUCGUCAGUAAACGCUCCGCUUGA